This is a messenger RNA of Paramisgurnus dabryanus, 3020 nucleotides long. Lineage: Eukaryota; Metazoa; Chordata; Actinopteri; Cypriniformes; Cobitidae. The record is from RefSeq and is a predicted model, not a curated record.
GGUUGAUGUUUUGAGUUGAAACAGCCACAAUGGAUGGUUUCAAACUUGUGUUUAUUUUGUUGUUGUAUCACCAGUUUUUACUCAAAGGGCAAACUUCUCCGGUGAGAGAUAAAGCUUACAAGAUUGAUGUUAAGCAAGACGUUCUGGGGAGUCAAGGUAACCAAAUGCCCAUUCCUUAUCAAGUGAACAACCAAAAUCCAAGACCAGUGAUGGCAAAGUGCAACAUGGCUAUUCUGCUGUCUAUAAAGAAUGCAUCAGGGCUAGUUAUUCAAAAAGGUAUUGAAGGGUCAGUGUUGGCAGGCAACCCUGGCCAACACAACCCUCAGCCCCAGCCAGAGGGUCCCAGCCCUGGCCACCCGGAGCCCCAGCCAGAGGGUCCAGUCCCUGGUCGCACAGAGCCCUCUCCUCAUCCCCAGCCGCAGGGUCCCGUCAAGCCAGAGGGUCCCGUCCCAGGCCGCCCAGAGCCCUCUCCUCAUCCCAAGCCAGGGGGUCCCGUCCCAGGCCGCCCAGAGCCCUCUCCUCAUCCCAAGCCAGGGGGUCCCGUCCCAGGCCGCCCAGAGCCCUAUCCCCAUCCCCAGCCGCAGGGUCCCUUCCAGCCAGAGGGUCCCAGCCCUGGCCACGAGGAGCCCCAGCCGGAGGGUCCAGUUCCUGGUCGCCCAGAGCCCUCUCCUCAUCCCAAGCCGGAGGGUCCCGUCCCAGGCGGCCCAGAGCCCUCUCCUCAUCCGCAGCGUCCCGUCCCAGGCGGCCCAGAGCCCUCUCCUCAUCCCCAGCCGGAGGGUCCCGUCCCAGGCGGCCCAGAGCCCUCUCCUCAUCCCCAGCCUCAGGGUCCCGUUCAGCCGGAGGGUCCCGUCCCAGGCGGCCCAGAGCCCUCUCCUCAUCCCCAGCCUCAGGGUCCUGUCCAGCCCGAGGGUCCCGUCCCAGGCGGUCCUGAGCCCUCUCCCCAUCCCCAGCCGCAGGGUCCCUUCCAGCCAGAGGGUCCCAGCCCUGGCCACGUGGAGCCCCAGACGGAGGGUCCAGUUCCUGGUCGCCCAGAGCCUUCUCCUCAUCCCAAGCCAGAGGGUCCCAUCCCAGGCGGCCCAGAGCCCUCUCCUCAUCCGCAGCGUCCCGUCCCAGGCGGCCCAGAGCCCUCUCCUCAUCCCCAGCCGGAGGGUCCCGUCCCAGGCGGCCCAGAGCCCUCUCCUCAUCCCCAGCCUCAGGGUCCCGUUCAGCCGGAGGGUCCCGUCCCAGGCGGCCCAGAGCCCUCUCCUCAUCCCCAGCCAGAGGGUCCCGUCCCAGGCGGCCCAGAGCCCUCUCCUCAUCCCCAGCCUCAGGGUCCCGUCCAGCCACAGGGUCCCGUCCCAGGCGGCCCAGAGCCCUCUCCUCAUCCCCAGCCGCAGGGUCCCGUCCAGUCAGAGGGUCCCGUCCCAGGCGGUCCUGAGCCCUCUCCCCAUCCCCAGCCGCAGGGUCCCUUCCAGCCAGAGGGUCCCAGCCCUGGCCACGAAGAGCCCCAGCCGGAGGGUCCAGUUCCUGGUCGCCCAGAGCCCUCUUCUCAUCCCAAGCCGGAGGGUCCCAUCCCAGGCGGCCCAGAGCCCUCUCCUCAUCCGCAGCGUCCCGUCCCAGGCGGCCCAGAUACCUCUCCUCAACCCCAGCCGGAGGGUCCCGUCCCAGGCGGCCCAGAGCCCUCUCCUCAUCCCCAGCCUCAGGGUCCCGUCCAGCCUGAGGGUCCCGUCCCAGGCCGCCCAGAGCCCUCUCCUUAUCCCCAGCCGCAGGGUCCCGUCCAGCCGCAGGGUCCCGUCCCAGGCGGCCCAGAGCCCUCUCCUCAUCCCCAGCCGCAGGGUCCCGUCCCAGGCCGCCCAGAGCCCUCUCCUUAUCCCCAGCCGCAGGGUCCCGUCCAGCCACAGGGUCCCGUCCCAGGUGGCCCAGAGCCCUCUCCUCAUCCCCAGCCGCAGGGUCCCGUCCCAGGCGGCCCAGAGCCCUCUCCUCAUCCCCAGCCGCAGGGUCCCGUCCAGCCGGAGGGUCCCGUCCCAGGCGGCCCAGAGCCCUCUCCUCAUCCGCAGCGUCCUGUCCCAGGUGGCCCAGAGCCCUCUCCUCAUCCCCAUCCUCAGGGUCCCGUCCAGCCUGAGGGUCCCAUCCCAGGCCUCCCAGAGCCCUCUCCUUAUCCCCAGCCACAGGGUCCCGUCCCGGGCGGCCCAGAGCCCUCUCCUCAUCCCCAGCCUCAGGGUCCAGUCCAGCCUGAGGGUCCCAUCCCAGGCCACCCAGAGCCCUCUCCUUAUCCCCAGCCGCAGGGUCCCGUCCCAGGCCACCCAGAGCCCUCUCCUCAUCCCCUGCCGCAGGGUCCCGUCCCAGGCCGCCCAGAGCCCUCUCCUCAUCCCCAGCCGCAGGGUCCCGUCCCAGGCCGCCCAGAGCCCUCUCCUCAUCCCCAGCCGCAGGGUCCCGUCCAGCCGCAGGGUCCCGUCCCAGGCGGCCCAGAGCCCUCUCCUCAUCCCCAGCCGCAGGGUCCCGUCCCAGGCGGCCCAGAGCUUUCUCCUCAUCCCCAGCCGCAGGGUCCCGUCCCAGGCGGCCCAGAGCCCUCUCCUCAUCCCCAGCCGCAGGGUCCCGUCCCAGGCGGCCCAGAGCCCUCUCCUCAUCCCCAGCCGCAGGGUCCCGUCCAGCCGGAGGGUCCCGUCCCAGGCCGCCCAGAGCCCUCUCCUCAUCCCCAGCCGCAGGGUCCCGUCCAGCCGGAGGGUCCCAGACCUGGCCGCCCGGAGCCCAAGCCAGAGGGGCCCAGCCCUGGCCAUUCUGAGACCCAUCCCCAGCCAGAGGGGCCCAGACCUGGACAUUCUGAGCCCCAUCCCCAGCCGGAAGGGCCCAGACCUGGUCACCCUGAGCCCUAUCCCCAGCCAAGGGGCCCCAGCUCUGGCCAGCCUGAGCCUCAUCCCAGCUCACAGCAUCCCAACCAUGAGCUGAAAGAACAGAACUCCAAGCAGCGGCCUGUUGUCACCUGCUUAUUAUCACCACAAUGUGCUUUUGCUGUUAAGUCACUUCUUGGAUCUCUUCACUAA